Messenger RNA from Neoarius graeffei (lesser salmon catfish), 748 nucleotides. RefSeq lists its product as uncharacterized. Gene Ontology annotation, molecular function: DNA binding. The transcript is spliced from 2 exons. Bases 26 to 748 code for a protein of 240 amino acids. The record is from RefSeq and is a predicted model, not a curated record. NCBI's taxonomy places the organism in Eukaryota, Metazoa, Chordata, Actinopteri, Siluriformes, Ariidae.
GAUAAGAGUAUUAUAGCUUCUUUGUAUGAAAACGGUUUUAUAUUUCGGUCACACGACCAACAUGCUUCGGCAUUUACGAGCGAAACAUCCGAAUGAUUUCUCCGCUUUGGACAAAAGAAAAUCCACAUCGGGGAAAAGCGCCUCAUCCAACCAUAAUAACGGCUGUGUGGAAGUGACCGUCAUGAUGGACGAGCAGCAGGUCGAGGUCCCGGCCGAGGUGGGAGACGCGGAGAUGGACGGGGCGAUCCGAGGAAUCCUGUGUGCAGCUGCAGGAGAAGCGGCGACAGAAGGAGAGGCGUCCGGGUGCGAAGGCGAGGGCAGAGGGACUCAGGAGGGCAGCCCUGCCCCAGCCCAAACUCCAACCUCACGCAAGUGGAGUGCAGUGUGGGCUCACUAUCGCAAAGUGGACCAGGAGAAGAAGGCACUGUGUUUACUGUGCACGAAGAAGAUCUGGCACCAGAGCAGCACCAGCAACCUCAUUAGGCACCUGCAGAACAAGCACCCGACUGAGUACGGCCAGGUCAAACAGCAGUUACAGAAACGACCCCCUAAACGCAAAAACAAGGAUCUGGAUUACUUCCCUGCAACUUCAAAUAUUCACACCAUGCUGGCCAGCCAGAGCGUCUCGUCUCAGCUCAGCAGCAGUCCCACAGGUACACAUCUCCCCGGGUUCUUUUUCUGUCUCUUCACACACAGUCAUAGAUUGUUGUUUUUUGUUUGUUUAUUGGCACAAAAAACAGUGAAGUAA